This is a messenger RNA of Funneliformis caledonium, 933 nucleotides long. The record is from the annotation of a GenBank genome assembly. NCBI's taxonomy places the organism in Eukaryota, Fungi, Glomeromycota, Glomeromycetes, Glomerales, Glomeraceae.
AUGGACGAAUUAUUCGCUUUACGAAAUCUUUUUUAUACAGGAUCAUUUCAACAAGUAAUAAAUGAAGCGAAUUCACGAGCUAAAGUGUCAGAAGCAGCAAAUUUGGAACGUAAAAUAUACUUAUAUAGAGCGUAUAUAGCACAACAAAAGUAUAAUUUGGUUAUAUCCGAAAUCAAAAGUUCCGAUGAAAUAGAUUUACAAGUGGUUAAAAUAUUGGCAAUUUACUUGCAAGCAAAACCUUCUGUUGGUAGCGUUGGACUAAAUAAUGGUAGUGGUGGAGAAAGUAAGAAAGAAGAAGCGUUAAAAGAACUUCGUGACGUAGUAUUAAGUGAUCCUACCAAUUUGAUUAAUCCUACCGUACAAAUUAUUGCUGGAUCCAUUUUUUAUCAUGAAGGAUUAUAUGAAGAAGCAUUAAAAAUUCUUGUUAGGCAUAAUAAGAAUUUAGAAUGUGUUGCUUUGAUUAUUCAAAUUUAUUUAAAAUUGGAUAGAUUAGAUCUUGCAAAAAGAGAACUGGCCUCUACCAAAACUUGGGCCGAAGAUGCGAUGUUGGCUCAGCUCAUUGAAGCUUGGGUCGGUUUAAAAACGGGAGGAGAUAAAUAUCAAGAAGCUUAUUAUAUUUAUGAAGAAAUUGCUCAGUCUCCUUCUUCUAAUACUGUAAAAAUAUUAAAUGGCCAAGCCGUUUGUAAUAUUCAUCUUGGAAAAUAUGUUGAAGCUGAAUCUUUAUUGCUUGAAGCUUUGAAUAAAAGUAACGAUGAUCCAAAUACUCUUGUAAACCUUAUUGUAGUUUCUAAUUUAUUAAAUAAACCUGCAGAGGUAGUUAAUCGUUAUAUCAAUCAAUUAAAAGAAACGUCACCGAAUCACGCAUUCUUACAAGAUCUUGAUCUUAAAACCAGUCUAUUUGAUAGAGCAGCACAAAGGUUUGCUCUCGCUUAA